This is a messenger RNA of Cryptomeria japonica (Japanese cedar), 1086 nucleotides long. RefSeq lists its product as uncharacterized. Gene Ontology annotation, molecular function: protein phosphatase 1 binding; protein phosphatase regulator activity. NCBI's taxonomy places the organism in Eukaryota, Viridiplantae, Streptophyta, Pinopsida, Cupressales, Cupressaceae. The record is from RefSeq and is a predicted model, not a curated record. The transcript has 3 exons. Gene Ontology annotation, cellular component: plasma membrane. Bases 1 to 1086 code for a protein of 361 amino acids.
AUGUCAUCUUUGCAGCUCGAAUCGCUGGGUAUGCUCGGGAAUUGCCAUUUUGCUCCAGAGAAGGUUUUUGAAUGUGUGCUUGAAAUACUUAUAGCUCUUCAUCCAAAGCUUCUUCAACAAGUUGACAAUUUAGCCAGAACACCAUUGCAUAAUGUUACCUGUCUUCAUGGAAUAUCUGAUAUUACAAAGAUUCUAUUAGAGAAAGAUAGCUCUUUGUGUUAUAAAGUGGACAACAAUCACCAAACAACACUUCAUAUAGCAGUGAAAGAAAGGAAUUUGGAUUUAGUCACAAAGAUUUUAAAUUACACCAAAGAUUGCAUACAAAUUGUGGAUAAUGAUAAUGAUGGCAGAACUGCUUUGCACUUGGCCAUUGAAAAUGCAGUGCAGAUUUUUGACAGAAUUUUGAGGUGGAUAAAAACAUUGGUCAUGUUGGUAACAUCAAAGAGGCUGAUUAACAAGCCUGACAAGCUUGGAAAAUCAGCAUUGGACAUAGCCAUGGACAAAAUGGGCAAUGACGAACGUCUUUUCUAUGGGGAUGCAGAUUGGAGUGAGGUAGCACGACACGGAACCCUGGAUGUAUUUGUGGCUUCAGCGGGCUUUGCAAAUGGUGUGGCCUUAACUAAGAUAAAGAGGCACUCCCAUGAUGAUGAGGAUAACCUUUCCACAUACUAUUUCAUAGAAGACUAUGAGCCUAUGGAUUUGGAUGUUGAAGUACAAGAUAAAAAAAGGCUUGUUGAAUUGAAGCAGAAGCGGCCAUUGACAAGAGCAGAGGAAAAUGGGCAUCGUUCCAAGCGAUUUCAGGUGUCACAAAGAGAGAAGAGAGAUAUUCAGAUUUUAUGUCAUGAGGCGAAGGCUAGAGGCGUUAAUGAAUCUGUGAAUGCUUAUUUUAAUGGAGGAGAAGAUGUUUUGUCUCGACCAAAAUGCUUUGAGGUUCACCAGUCUGAUUGGAUGGAUGUGGAUGAUAGUGUCAAUGUGGAUAAGCCUUUCAACAACUCGAUUAAAGUAAAGCUGGUGUCAGGAGGCAGGGGAAUUCGUAAUGGGAGUGAAGGACAUUAUACCUCUGAGUACCUGCAAGAGAAUUUGUAA